CUCGAUAUAUGUCAUCUGACUACCGCGGUUGACUUUCUUUCUUCCGGAGUCCGGACAAACCUCGGGAUUUAUUUUCGUGUGUCAUUUGUUUUUAAAAGUGCCCAGUUUCGAAAUAGAUAGUUGUACAAGACUUUUGAUCCUCAGACAAGAUGCACGACCCCAUGUCUGAUGAUGACGAUUUCAUCCCCACCCAGCGAACAACUAAAAGAAAACGUGUGCCGGAGGAGGAACAAGUGCCUAAAGCAGGUGAUGUUGUCGCCACUACCAAAAAAGCUACAAAAGGAGUGAAAGCAGUAGCAACCACCACUGCAAAAUUACUGGAUGUUGAGACGAGUAAACACCCCCUUGCUCGCGGACCCGAAUCUAUUGGAUUUUUAAACCCUCCCCUCAAAAUUUACAAGACGAAGCGAAAGUCCGUCACAGAGAGAAGUUUGGCACGUGAGGAUGAGGACUUUGUUCCAGUCCAGUGGCGCUAUAUUCCUCGACAGGAAGAAAUGGAAGUCGACCAAGUGAAGCGAGAACGAGAUGAUCGGGGGGUGGUAGUUAGAGCGGGCGAUAUUGCCGAAGAAUUUCAAAUUAGGUAUUUGGAUUCGUCAGAGAGAGUCGGGAAACAGAACCCAGAUAAAGGGUCCGACCUCAUCCAAACGACUAUACUUAAUUUACUCGGUAUUGAUUCUGCUACUACUUCUCCUGUGGACUAUGCAGACCAAGCCACUCCAGAACCAAUGUUGUCGCAGGAGUUGGGGAAUUUGGACAAUGAUCAAAGAGAGGCUCUGUUCCAGGAGAUAUUUAAGAGAGGGGGACGCGUCCUAAUCAUUGGAAAGCCCGAGUGGAACCUCGUAAUUCACAAGGCCCCGCACACCGGAAUAAUUCAUUUGUGCGUUGAAAAGUUAAAAUUAAGUAAAGGAGUGCAAAUUUACGAAGCGAAACGGAUUUGUACUAAAUCAGGCUGCUACCAGUAUCAAAAAACUCUCGCUAGCGAUGUACUUCCAAAAUGUUUUCAUCAUCAGCCCAAACCAAUCUAUACUGUGUUCAAAGUCACCGAUUAUAAGGAGAGAGAAGUUCUUGUCUUGAUGCAUACUAAAUUGGCUCACUCAUUUAAGGAAAAUGCAUCCGAUUCGGUGAAAACGAAUGAAGCGUCACUUGUCAUGAAUAACAGGAUUUUGCAAGACAGAAACUGGAAAUUGUAUAUCGCCAAGGAGGAAGAAGAAGACGAUGAAUCGGAGGGACCUUUGCACAUUGCCCGUUCAAUUUCAAUGGUCCAUUUCGUGGAUGAGAACGAUGCCCUCAAAAAUCUAUCAUUAGAAUCAACUAUCGGCAUGUUUAUGAAACUUGCGCCCGGGACGCAACCCAUUCGCAACUUGGAUGAUUUCAUCCCCCUCUGCUAUGGAAUGGAGAGAGAAGUAGACGAAGGAUUGAAACAGUUGGGAAUGAAACUCAAGAUCAAACGAGAAUAUAAGUUAGCAGAGAGGGUCGAGUUUUCCUGUCCCUUUAUCGGAGAGUAUCUGUUCGGUUCGACAGCAACACAACAGCAACAACCAGAGGAGGGGAAGUCAUUCCUGUAUGUAGUGCUCAGCCAGGAUAUGUGGUACUUUGGUUGGUCAGAUACACCGGACUUUGAAAAUCGAUUGACCGGAGGAAGAAGUGACGGAGCGAGUCGAUACUUUCGAAUCACACGAUCUCGCCCCAAACCUCCCAGUGUCAAGUGCCACCUUGUUGGAAAGUGUGAUGAUAAGGACAAGGCGAAAAUCGAAGCAAUACUGAUUGCGGCUGGGUACGUGGCUUAUUUAUUGGGCCUUCAUAACCCAAUUCGAGAUAAGUCACCCAAAGGCUACUCUACUAACAAAUGUUUAUCAUUAUCUCUUCUCGAUUCUGAUUCAUGGGUUGAUAUUUGUGCUUUUGUCAAGUUAUUCUGGGGAUGUGAACCCAUGUUGGGACAAUAUGAACGUGCAGAAUGAUGUUGAAAAUACAAAAUAAUAAAUUAAAUACAUACCGUUUGUACAAGA
Messenger RNA from Folsomia candida, 2006 nucleotides. RefSeq lists its product as uncharacterized. The record is from RefSeq and is a predicted model, not a curated record. The coding region runs from base 150 to 1958 and encodes 602 amino acids. The transcript has 6 exons. NCBI's taxonomy places the organism in Eukaryota, Metazoa, Arthropoda, Collembola, Entomobryomorpha, Isotomidae.